Messenger RNA from Gaeumannomyces tritici R3-111a-1, 4645 nucleotides. RefSeq lists its product as hypothetical. The record is from RefSeq and is a predicted model, not a curated record. Gene Ontology annotation, biological process: RNA export from nucleus; protein export from nucleus. Gene Ontology annotation, cellular component: RNA nuclear export complex; cytoplasm; nucleus. Lineage: Eukaryota; Fungi; Ascomycota; Sordariomycetes; Magnaporthales; Magnaporthaceae. Bases 526 to 4380 code for a protein of 1284 amino acids. The transcript is spliced from 9 exons. Gene Ontology annotation, molecular function: RNA binding; nuclear export signal receptor activity; small GTPase binding.
GUGAGCUUGUUCUGCUGGUAAGGUUGAUAAAGCGCCGCCAUCUUUGCUACAGACUCAGAGCUCCCAGCCAAGGCGCCACGCAAACCGCGGUGAAAGUGUCUGUCGGGCACAAGGCGAUCGAGGAGCCGCUUUCAAACCCCUGGCUGCGACUCUCCAAAGCCUUCAUCCCAACUCACCUCUUUAUCUCUGGCUGCUACCGCCUGCGAUUUUCUGCCCAAACAUGAAUGCGGAGCGCGCCACUUAGUCCUGCGCCUACGAACCUGCGCUAAGGCGCAAUCCAACGACAGUCUUCUCAACGAGAGCCCUUCUGGAUCGAGACAUCGCUUUCUAACGUCGUAACCUAGCUCCUACUUUGCUAGCUUUUCCCAAACACACAGCUCGCGAAGCUACACCGCCCGCCCCGCCCCCCCUCCGUGCUCCGGCUUCUAGAUCCCCGGCUCGCGCUCACCAGCCACGCUGCCGGGCUGCUACUCGUAUCAAGUCUCGCUAUCACGACCUCGCCCGUUCUGCCGACCGCUCCUGCACAUGGAAGCCCCGCCACCCGCCAACGGCAUGGGCGGCGGCGGUGGCCUCGGGGCCGCCGAGGCCGAGGCCGUGCCCAAGAUCCAUGACGCCCUGAACCUGAUCUACAACCCGCAGUCUACAAACGAAUCUCGCCGCGAGGCUCAGGAUUUCCUAGAGGGCGUCAAGACGCUGAGCCAGUCGCCCUCGGUGGGCUUUAACCUGGCCGCUGUCAAGGCCAACUCGCCCAUCGUCCGCCACUACGGCCUCUCGCUUCUCGAGCACGCCAUAAAGCACAAAUGGGCCGAAUACUCGCCGGACCAGCUGGGCUACCUGCGCGGCUGGGUGUUGCAACUAGCUGAGGGCGUCGGGAGGGAGGACCAGCUCUACAUCCGAAACAAGAUUGCUCAGCUCUGGGUCGAGGUCGCAAAGCGGUGCUGGGGCCCGGACUGGCUGCAGAUGGACGACCUCCUCGUGCGCCUGUGGAGCAUCCCCGGUCCCACCGUUCACAAAGAGCUCGUCCUCUUUAUCCUCGAGUCGCUGUCGGACGAGAUCUUUGGCGGCGGCGACGACCCCGUGGUGGCCAUGCGCGAGAACAUCCUCAACAAGAUCUGCGUCGACAUCUUCACCCCCGUCGCUGUCCUGACUGAGCACUUUCCCACCAGGUCCGUCGUCCAGAACGUCAGGUCCGGUGAAGAGGGCUGGAUUGUGCGCGUGUCCCUGCUGCUGGGUGACUGUCUCGGUGGUGAUGUCCAGAACAACGAGGACAUCCGCGCGUGCGCCACCAGAGCGCUCUCCACCCUCCAUUCGGUCAUGCCCUGGGCCAUCCCCCAGGCCCUGUCAAGCUCCGGUUGCGUUGGGCUCAUGUGCAACGCCCUAGCAGCGCCUCACGUUGCUGUGCAGAAGGCUUCGCUCGAGGCUCUGCAUGCUCUGUAUGCCCGUACCAGCUUUGUCGACGAUGAUUUUGUGAACCUGGUUGUGCCCAUGUAUGACCCAAAGUUUGUCGACCUGGCCAGGAAACUCUUUGAGUGGUCGUCCGCGGUGGACCCGGAGGACAUUGACGACGACAAGUACCAGUUUGCCAAGAAGUUUUCAGAAAUGAUCUCAUGCUUAGGCAACUAUCUCGACAGGAGAACCUCGAGUCUGCCCGAGGAUAUCCCUCUGCAGGGCUUCUUUGACUUCUUGGGCGAGGUCCUUGGGAGCCAGAGCUUGGUGGUAUCGAUCCCUGUUCUCGUCACCUGGACCAGGCUCCUGCACAACUCCAAGUUUGGGCCCACGAUAGCUAGCACAGCCUUGCUUGGCCAUCUGCUGAACGUUUGCAGCUCUCGGCUUAUCCAAUAUGAAAGCCUACCCGAAGAUACGAGAGACCCCACGUACCUUUUCCUGAUAGAGGACACCGACACCCCUCCUGAGAGACACGCCUUCCUGGGCAACUACCGUCGGUAUAGCUCCCAGGUCAUUGAGAGCAUCGUGCAGCUGAAGCUGGUUGAUGCUUUCCAACACAUACUCGGUCAGGCCGACGAUGUGCUGAAUAACCUCUAUGCCGGAAAGGCCCUGGACGUGGCGAGCUACAAUAAAAACUCGAUGGAGACUCUUAGCGUGGAUGCGCGAUUCACCGUCAUUGAGUCGGCCCUCAAGGGCUACGUUAAGUGGCGACAAGGCGUAGACCCAGAUUCCCAGGCGGAUCAACAACAAAAGUCGACGCUCGAGGAGAGCUUCGAGUCAUGGUGCAACCGCCUACUAGAAAGGCAGAUGGAGGAUCCGGUGAUCCGGAAGCGGACACUGCAGCUCCUGGUCGCAUUUUCGACCACGGCACUGGACAAGAAUGCAGGUUUUAUGCUGAAGGUGCUAGAGCAUAUCCUUGUGACUUGGCCUGCUCCACAACCAGAACACAAGCUGUUGAACGAAGCCAUCAAGGAUCUGCAGUCAGAGAGCAUGGUCGAGCUGCAGAGGUUGGCCUCAAAGAUGCCUGACCAUCUUCUGGACGUCUACGACCAGAUCGCUGCCAAGGUCAAUGAGAUGAUCUCUUCGGGGACACUGGACGAGAAGCGGCAGCUUGCCUACCAGUCGUUCCUGUUCAUCAUCAUCCAUCGCGCCUCCAAGCUGGAUCAGCAGUCCAGGAUCUUGAGGCUAGAGCCGUUCAUCAACCCAGUUAAGGCACUGUGGAACAACGAGGGCUUGCAGCAGGCUUUGUCGUCAUAUACCGGGUUCUGUGAGCUGAUGGCUCUGGACAAGGCCCAGCAAUACCUGGUCCGCAAAGAGGUUCACAAAAUCGCCGACUGGGGCUCAGUCCAGCUGGAUGCAGAGGGUCUGGCGCUGCAGGCAGAGCUAGAAGAGCGCCAUGGGAUGCUACCAUUACGGCCAACCAAGACCUUCUUGACUUACUCGGUCGAGAAGCUCGACAAGCACACGCCGCCUUACGAGGCCUCUUGUGCUCUGUGGCAGGAUGGGUUCCCCAUCAUCCUGCCGCAUCUACUACAGCUUCUCAAACACGCACACGCCUGCCACAAUCAGAACAACUGGGCCAUGCUGCCGCAGGAGAUGCAGUCCAUCGUGGGGCGUGUACUCGCGGACAGGUUUUGGCAGGCAGGAAUAUCCGAGGGCAGCAAGGACGAGUUCUACGCUCGAGUCGUGGACAAGAAGUCCACCCUCGAGGGACUUGCCUCGUCGAUCCGCGGGUCGGUGCGGUUCGUGCGCGACACGUGCUACGCCAUUCUCUUCUGCAUGAGCCGACUUGAUGUCCAGUUCUACGGCUUCGAGGAGCUCCCCGGACCUCUCUCGUUGGCGCUCUUUGCGGACUCGGUGUGCUUGUCGACGCACCAAAUAGUCAACCUCCUCAACUUGGUGCGGUAUCUGGUGGAUCACUGCCCGGUGCAGCUCCGGGGCCAUUUCCUGCCUCCGCUGCUGGCAGCGUGUUUUCAGCAGAUGGACACCAAGAUCAACUCGGAGUGGGAAAAACUUGGGUUCCAGCAGGGCGUCCAGUCGGGUGGGGAUGAGCUGACGGAGGAGAUGAAGGCCGAGAGCAUCCUGCGACAGCUGACAUACACGGCGGUUGUCAUGGUGGCUGAUUUCCUGGAUCCUCAGAGGACAAAUCCCGAAGCUUCUGGACCGUCAGCUCCGCAUCCUCAGGCGUUCCCAACGCUCCGCAAGUUCUGUCUGAUGCAGUCGGCAAUAGUGGAGCCACUUCUCCUGUUCUGCGUGCACGCAAUACGCAUGCGCGACAGCAGGUGUUGCGGAGUGGUGCUGCGAGUCUUUCGCUACAUUGUGCCCGAGUUCUCUACCUCGGAGCGUCGGGCGCAGGACAGCGGAAACGGCCCUUCGCCAGCGACUAAGGGACACGUCCCAGACGAGUUUCCGAUCCCCCAAGAGACGGCCGGGGCGAUCCGCGAGUUCGUCUCUUCCGAGGUGCUGAUGGCGUGCAUCACGUCGAUGCAUGAGCCAUACUUUGUCGACCUGCAAAAGGAGCUUGCGGCUCUCAUCGCGUCCAUCCUGGCACACUACUGUGCGUUCACCGAGACGCCCAAGCGGGUGCUGCUCUCGCUGCCGGGGCUCAAGGAGGUCGACGUGGUCACGGCCAUCGAGUACGUGUCGCGGCCAGGCCUCAACCCUCGGCAGCAGCGCGCCGUAGUGCUGGACCUCCUCAAGGAUCUCAAGGGCGUCAGCGUGUCUGAGAUGGGAAAGCUCAGCAGGGCCGGCGGAUUCGGCGGCGAGUCGGGUCGCGGCGGCAAGAAGGCGGGCCGUUCCAAGAUGGCGCAGGAGUUUAUGACGGCGCCUGUGCUCGGGUCCAACGCUGGCGGCGUAGCAGGGCAAGGGGCAGCUCGAGGGAACAGCCCUGACCUGGAGGGUGUGGCCGGCCUGUUCAACGAACAACGCCAAUAGGAGCUGGCUUGUAUAGUAAAUACUUGGCUGUCGCACGCGCGCUAUCCUCCAGAAGCGUGAUGCUGCGGAUGGCAGCUUAGCUCCCGCCUCGAGCCAUGCGCGCGGACUGCGGGUUCCGGGUCAGGCGCAGUGUUGGGGAAAGCAAGGCAACUUUGCAGAAUUUAUUGAGCCCCUUUUACGCCGCGUACAUGUUGGUUUGACCUGGCUACAGGCCCCGCCGCGGUCUGCAUUCGGCGAUGAGUAGAAGUUGAUAUGUCCAGUUGGA